AGUCAGUCGCAUCAGUCUAAUCAACAGCGAGAUUUCGAGUGACCAGCGAGAGGUGACCAACGUUAUGUGGACGUUAUUUUUUGCGUCAUCCUGCAUUCAUCGGAAGUAACGAAACGUGAAUAGAAUUUGUAUUUUUGAAACGCAUCGGCAAAGAAGUAGCGGAUCGAUGGUGCAGUAUGUGAUGGUGGGAUGAAUACCCAGGAAGAUAAGUUCUUCAAGAAGUGAAUGGUUUUUGGCGCAAAGCUUGCAAUUUGUGUUGAAUCCACCGCUCUGAGGACCGUUCGCUGAUGUCCAGCUUCAGUUGAAUGUGAUUCCGCCUCGUUUACCGUUGCAUUUGUGAAAACACGUGCGCUUAGAGGGUGGGUAUUUAUGGUAUAGUCCAAUGCUGAUAGUGUGCCGGUGGUGUGUCGAUAACUAUGCUGUGCGGUUAGUGAAGUAUGGCAGUAAAUUAUAAAUUAUCCAUAAAUAGUGGUAUAAUGAAGCAAUAAUACAGCGGAGCUGUAAGCGGUUAGCCACCAAACCGGGGUGUGCUGUGAAUGUGCAAGAUUGUUGAAAAGCUCGAAAACGGCGUAAACGUGCUGCAGCAAACGAAAGGUUUUACUUUCGACCACAACAGCAUACGCGUCGUUCUGGCAAGAAUAGAAAAUAGGGUGAGAAGCCCGGGGUGGUGGUGGUGGUGGUAGCGGUAAAUUGGAAAAUAUUGCUUCGCGUUAGGAGUCGACUCCUCCACUGACGCCGAACUUCUGGCGAUCUUGUGUGGAUGCUCUACCGUCCAGCAGCUCAAAACCACCAGUCGGUUCGAACCACCCCGUCGAAGUAAGGUAUAGCUUUCCGGUGGGAUUAAUUUUCUUCUCGCUAGCGGGUUGCAAUGAGUGGCGGUGCCCCGUGCCGGACGUGGUUCGGCCCAGCAGCAAAGACACCCCGGACCACCUUUGUCAGCAGGAUGGCUCAAUUGUGGUUGUUGGUGCUAAUGUCAGCAUUUGCCGUAGCUACGAUAGAAAACAUUAAAGAUGAUGGCAGAUUUAUAUCACACAACGAUCUUCUUUUAACUGCAAAUCGGUUUUCGGACCCCAAUAUAACUUCAUACACCCGAAUGCUGAUCGAUGUUUCCGGUGAACAAAUUAUCGCAGGAGCAAGAGAUUACCUGUUCCGGUUUUCAAUGAACCUGGUAGAGAAAGAACGAGCACCGUGGGAGGUGCCGACCAGCAUGCAUGGACUCUGUGUGCAGAAGGGUCAAUCGGAGGACGCGUGUCAUAACUACGUGAUGGUGCUGCAGAACUACGGUAGCCAGCUGUACGUCUGCGGUACACACGCGUUCAAUCCACGGUGCACCGUGCGCCACAUGGAGGAUCUUUCCGUGACCAGGAACGAUGACGGUGUGGCUAAAUGUCCGUUCAACCCGAACGCCAACAUGACCGCGCUAAUAUCGGAGACGGGUCAACUGUUCGUCGGUACGGCGACCGAUUUUUCCGGACUCGAUUCCGCCAUUAUGCGGUCGGACAUUACGGAGAACAACUCGCGCAUCCUGCGCACCGUCCAGUACAAUUCACUCUGGCUGAAUGAACCACAGUUUGCGGGCAGUUUCGAGCACGGUGGAUUCAUUUAUUUCGUGCUGCGUGAGGCCGCCGUUGAGUACAUGAACUGUGGGAAGAUCAUCUACUCGCGAAUAGCACGCGUUUGUAAGAACGAUCCCGGCGGUACACUGGGCAUCCUGAAGGACAACUGGACGUCGUUUGUGAAGGCACGCCUCAACUGCUCGCUGCCCGGAAAUUAUCCAUUCUACUACAACGAGGUGCAGGGUAUGGUGUAUUCGCAAGAUGAAGGUGUUUUGUAUGCGACCUUCACCACUCCAGAGAAUAGCAUUCAUGGGUCAGCCAUCUGUGCGUACAACAUGUCCGCCAUACAAGCUGCGUUCGACGGUGCCUUCAAGUACCAGGAAUCGAAGGGAGCGGCCUGGCGCGGUCAGGAAGUCAACAGUCGCGAUCACUACGAGUGUCGCGGUGCGGGAGCAACUGGACGCCACAUGUCACUGAUUGAAUCUUCCAAAUAUCAGCUGAUGGAUCAAGCGAUCCAACCGAUCACGGGACGUCCACUGUAUCACACGGCGUUGGAGCGCUUGAGCCACAUUGCGAUCGAUAUCAUACCCACCAAGCUGCACGAGCGUGUGCACAUCAUCUACGUCGCGACUGAUGCUGGUACGAUCAAGAAGAUCUCGGUACUGCCCCGCACCAAGGACACGUGUGUGAUCGAAAUCUGGCAACCGGAGGAGCGUCCGGAAACGCGCAUCAAGGUGAUGCAGUACGUGAAGGACACGGAAUCACUGUACGUCGGUACGGAACGAGCACUGAUGCGCAUCCCGGCGAACCACUGCGGACGUCAUCUGUCGCGAACGAGCUGUCUCAACUCGAUGGAUCCGUACUGUGGAUGGAACGAGUUGCAGGAGGCCUGCACGGUCGCUCCAAACGGAGACACGCUCGCACGGUACUGGGUGCAGAAUGCCACCGAAUGUCCCGUACUGACCGCACCGGUCGACGGUGGUUGGUCCGCGUGGUCCGGUUGGUUCCGAUGCGCACAAUCGCCCGGUCAGGCAGCGACCGGAGGUGCCGGUGCGACUGGUGAAGACUUCGGUCCCAAUGCGGACAGUUGCCUGUGUAGGACGCGAACCUGUAACAAUCCACCACCAAAGAACGGUGGCCGUGGAUGUACCGGUAUGCACAUUGCCGUCACCAACUGUACCGUGCACGGCGGGUGGACGGAAUGGUCCGCUUGGUCGGCUUGCUCACAGACCUGUGGAAUGGCGGUGAAGACACGUCGCCGUACCUGCGGCAAUCCGAAGCCAGCGCACGGUGGCCGGGUGUGUGUGGGACCGGAUCGGGCGGAAAUAUACUGCUCGCAUCUACCGCCGUGUCCGGCACCGAAGCAACCGCCCGUCGAUGGUGGCUGGGGCCCGUACGGUGACUACGGCGAGUGUAAUGCCGUGUGCGGUGGUGGAUUCCGAAUAAGGCGCCGCAAGUGUGACAACCCGGUACCGCAGAACGGAGGUAUGGAUUGUUCGGGCUGUCACUUUGACUACGAACUGUGCAACAACCAGGCGUGUCCGGAAGUCCGAAAGGCGGGCACUUGGACACCGUGGUUAACGGUCUCGAACGGAACGAUCCCCAACGGUGGAUACGUGGAGAAGCGGUUCCGGUUUACCUGCAAAGCUGCGAUAGCGGAUUCGGCACUGCUGAAGAUUACACCGAAGGAAGAGGUGCGCGUGUGUCAGGCGGAUGGGUCCUGUCAGCGUUUGGUUGAUCCGAAUGCACUUGCGCCGGGUUUGGCGGGCGGCGAGGACGGCGAGGAUGGAUGGACCGAAUGGAGCUCGUGGAGUCCGUGCAGUGCGUCGUGCGGUGGUGGAUAUCAGCAUCGCACACGUACCUGCGAAAAGCUGGAGUGUGUUGGUUUUAACAAAACACGGCGAGCGUGCAACACGCAACCAUGUAGAGGCGAGUGGGGAUGCUGGACAGAUUGGUCACCGUGUUCGGUUAGUUGCGGUACUGGCACACGUUCCCGAUCGCGUCAAUGCCUGUCGAUGUCGGGCAGCGUUACGCCCGAGAAUGAUUGUGAAGGUAAAAGCGUCCAGUACGAGAGUUGCGAUAUGCCGAGCUGUGACUCAUUGCUUGGAUGGGGCGAGUGGAGCGACUGGUUACCGUGCAAUGCGGACAACGAGAAGAUUCGCACCCGGACCUGUCUGCAGCCACAUUCCGUCUCGCCCACCGGUGAGCUCACGUGCCAGGGCAGUGAUCGUGAACUGCGCAAGUGUAACAUCGAGCAAGCAAAUGAUGUUCCACUGCCACCGGCGGCCGUGUACGUGUCAUCGAUUUCGGCCAUUUUGAUCGCUGUGCUGGUAACGAUGCUAGUGUGCUGCGGCGUCAGCAUAGCUGGCACUGUAGUAUUCAUGAACAAGAAAAAGAAAGGCCUGAAAGCGAUCCAGGGUUCGCCGUGCUAUGGUUCUUAUCCCAACCAAUACUCGUCACUACCGACCAAGGAUGUUAGUAUGGAUUUAAUGUACACCGAUGGCGGCCACAAACCGAAACGACAAUCGUCCUUCAAAGGUUCACGGAACGAUGCGAGUGGAUCGAAGCUUUCCAAUGGCACCGGUACGCUGGUGAAGUCGAUCAACGUGAACGGUGGCCCGCUGGGUAACAACACGCCGAAGAUACUUUCGAAAUCGUUCAACGAAACCGACACGGCCACAAUCAAGCGCAAUUCCCACGGUCCCAACAACAUCCGGCAUGCCCGCCAGUUGGAGAUGGACGAGGACAAGUACUGACCGAACGCCGCUCAUAUGGAACCCGACCUGGUGGAUAGAAUCUAGACAGUCAAACGUGUUGUUGAGAAAUUCUAACCGAACUGCAAUUUAACCGAAGAAUUUCCCCGGUUUUCCGAUAGCUGUUGGCAACGGUUGUUAAGUAGCGUUUAAAAGAUUGACACAUAGCUUUUAAUGGAAAGUAUUUGGCUUUUUCAGUAGCAACACUUAGCGCAACACGGACAAAACAUAGUCGUGUAGAGGUAAUUUUUGCGUUAAGAUGAAGCUUUGCAAUGCCGAUGUGUGCCAUUAGUAUAAUUCUCUUUAUCUCGUACGAUCGCCCAAACAAAGUAACAAAAAGGUCGUUGUAAGCUAAUAGGUUGAGUAGAGUGAAAUGGUAUCGUUUUAAGACUGUUGCUGGAGGUAAACUUGGUGGCGAUCGUAAACUCUCUAAAGGUAACAUUUUUAAAAGUUGUAAAGAAGAAAAGACUUAGCUCGUAGGUGAUAUUGUUUUUAAGCCAUUUAAAGUAAGGUAAUGCUACAGGUUCGUGUGGUGUUUACGGUAGCACAGUACAAGGUAGCUCAUAUUGAGCAAUGUAGUAAUAGUAGAACACGUAGCAUUUAUGUCGAUGAUGAUGUCCAGCGUUAGGGAGGUUGAUUAACAUAACAUAAGGGCAUAACAUAAUAGUGGUUGGCAUCGGUCGAAACGGAAAAAACGAAUAAUCAUAGACGAAGGGCCAAAACGAAAUAAUUCAAAAAGACUUAAGCAAAGCGUUGAAAGACAUUGUGUAGAUUUUAGUGCAAAACGUGUAGUAGUUUGCAAAGCGUACAGAGCGUUUCGGUUAAGUUUGUUGAAGCUUCCACUAACGAUGUGUUCGAGUUCGACGUUGACUUAAAUCUAGUGAUAAACCAAGUAAAUGUAGUAGCAUUGUUACAGCAAUCAAAA
Anopheles moucheti is the source of this 5234-nucleotide messenger RNA. It is a transcript of the gene Sema5c, whose product is annotated as semaphorin-5A. The transcript has 9 exons. Lineage: Eukaryota; Metazoa; Arthropoda; Insecta; Diptera; Culicidae. Gene Ontology annotation, biological process: axon guidance; semaphorin-plexin signaling pathway; positive regulation of cell migration. The coding region runs from base 869 to 4312 and encodes 1147 amino acids. Gene Ontology annotation, molecular function: semaphorin receptor binding; chemorepellent activity. The record is from RefSeq and is a predicted model, not a curated record.